ACCCGUUUAAUUCGUGUCGGAUUAUAAUCCCUGAAAACCACAACCCGUUUCAACCUUCAACUGUCGGAUUCACUUCCUUGCAUACCCGAAUUACCACACAAACAGUCGAAAAACAAUUCAAAAAGAACCCCAAAAGCAAGUUUCCUUGCAACGUCCAACAACACAACUGAAGAAGACGAAGACCGACACGCAAAUUCUGUAGGAUGGAUGAUUAUACCCGAGAAAUGAUGGACCUCAAGACCCUUGUGACUCGAACCCUAGAAAAGAAAGGGGUUCUCGCCAAGAUCCGAGCCGAGCUCAGAGCAAGCGUAUUUGAGGCAAUCGAGGAAGAGGACAAGGCAAUUGAAAAAGAUGAAGGCCUGCCUCCUGCACUGCUGGGUAGCUGCAAUGAUCACGCAAAACAACUUCAUGCUUCCCCUUCAGGCCGGCUUCUAACUGCACUAGUAUGUGAAUACUUGGAUUGGGCACAGCUUGGCCACACGCUAAAAGUGUAUUUGCCGGAAUGUAAUUUGCAAAAGGAUGCGUGGAAAGCCGAGUUAAGAGAUUUCAGCAAUAAGAAUGGAUAUGAUAUAAACAGGAAUGGAGACAGCGGUCCGUUGCUGUUGGAUGUACUUGAAGGGUUCUUGAAAUUUGAGAAUCAAUCUCAAGGAAGAGGUAGUGGAAAUCCAGAUUCUCGAAAUCGAAGGGCAUCUCCGUCAUCUGUUGCUGGGGGAUUACCUCCUUUGGGAAGACAAGGUCCUGGUUCCCAAUCAUCUGAUCGAAGAGGAGGGUCCUCAAACUCUAGCUACAGGAAAGAUGAUUACAGUUGGAGAAAUGAAAAUGAUGAUAUAUCGGAGGAUAUUACUAGUGCCUCCACUGCCUUGGAAAAUCUUCAGUUGGAUAGAAAGGCCCGGAAUUUGACCAGCUCUUGGCGGCAUGGUGGGGACGUGAAGAGCGAAGAUAUGGCAGGGUAGACGACAACGACACCAAGUUCGUGUAGUUUGUAGUCGAUGACUAAUAGUAUGUCUUUCUUCGUUUAUGAGAAAGCCGUUUCAUAAAGAACGAAUGUUCAUGCGAUGUUUCCUCAGACUUCCGAUAUCUUUUUUGCCCUUCGUUUUGAAGGCUGGAUAUGAUGUAGCAUGAAAACAAGUUGUGUGAUUUUACUACCAUUCUUGUAAACUGUAAAGUUAAAUGCAUGCAUGUGAGUUUUACUGGGUUUGUUUGA
Cynara cardunculus var. scolymus (artichoke) is the source of this 1204-nucleotide messenger RNA. Its product is annotated as protein TONNEAU 1a. The transcript is spliced from 8 exons. Gene Ontology annotation, molecular function: protein binding. NCBI's taxonomy places the organism in Eukaryota, Viridiplantae, Streptophyta, Magnoliopsida, Asterales, Asteraceae. Bases 204 to 953 code for a protein of 249 amino acids. The record is from RefSeq and is a predicted model, not a curated record.